GCCAAAGCCAGACCGAUUGGGGCCCUACGGCCUCAGUGUCGCAUCGAAAGUCUCCCAGUUGCUUUGCCAACGUUAGUAAGAAGCUAUUUUAGCGACAUCGUAGUGACAAAGGAAGUUAAAAUAAAUUUAAAAAAAAAAAAAAAACCUUAUACCGAGAUCAGCGGUUCUAGUCUACGAUUAACUCGGCUGAUUUUAUAUAUUUAGUAUCUCCUGGGCACGUCAUCAUGGCUAAUCAGAUGACAGAUCAUGAUCACAUCUCGUUAUGUUUGUUUCGAAACUAACUAAUGUUUUUUUUCUUGUUAUUUUUAUUAUUUUUAUUACGCGUCUGAUCUUUUUGACGUCUUUAAAAGCUCCAUCACUGGGUUAUAAGUCGUGUAUUGGCAAUGGAGGGUGAUGGUGUGAGGAAGGAUGAGCUCUUCACUGGAGUCUCCUCUUGGGUUUGUCAGCCACCUGGAAGACAGAUCACUCAGAUCAUCUGUGCAGCACCACUGAACAGCACCUCUGAUCUCCCACAGCUCAACUCUGAGAUCUGGGGCGAGACCGAUCUGAUGUACUUAGAACGGGGCGAGGAGACAUCGCCGUGUUUACUGAGAUUGGAGCCAGGCCCAAACUGUGCAGCUCUCAUCGUCGGUGUAAUGGUCAUCAGUGAGGCUCGGACCAUGGAAGUGUACUCUGGGAGUGGGGAGUAUCUCGGUACGUGCCGCGGGGAGGCAGAUUCUGCCCUGUAUUUCAGCAGGGUAAGUGAAGGGCAUCCCUUCUACAAGAAGCACUUGAAAUUUGAGUCUCCAACGACAUCUUGUGAAGUGAAGUUGCUGUCAUUGGGCGGCCGAGCAAGGGUGGGGAUCGGCCGGAUCGCACUGGGGCUGCAGGCCGCCGACAUCACGGGCAGUCCCCCUGCCACAGGGCCAGGCAUCGACCUGCAGUGCGUCCAGUCGUUGGUCGACUCCAUGGGUGCCACCCUCUCACCCGGGGCACAGAGCCUCAUGGACAUGGUGCAGUUUCAACAGAAGAACAAGAUGGAUGUUCUGGGUGGGUUUCUGCCUCUCCUAAUGGGUGGUGGGCCUCUGGCCUCUUUAACGAAAGGAGCUGUCGCAUCCCAAAUGGAUGUAGGUAUCGAAAGGCACACAUACGCUUCGCAGCCUAAUGCAGAGCCAGCAUCACAGGGAAUUAUGCGGAACGUGGUUUCCACGGCGAAACCUGAAGCAGGGCACGGUCCACCCUCACAGCCCCUGCCCCCCUCAAGCAUCAAUAGUAGUGACCACAAGCUGACAGGCUUUUUGGCAUCUUUGCUCAACGGUCACCCUGGACAGAAGUCAUGCAGCCUGGGGCCUGACAUGCUCCCGGUCCUCCACAAGGUGUGUGGUGAGGUGGCAGAGCUCCGCAUCGAGAACGUUGGGUCCAAGAGCGACACGUCUGCAGAGCAACAACAGGAACACAGGUGCUGUCGUGUCCUGGAGGAGGUUAUGGAGAGGAGAAUAGCGGAGAUGGAGAAAAGGCUCAUGCAGCAUAUUGAUCAGCGGCUGGAGACCCUGCAGCAAAACCUGCAGCACACCCUGCUGGCUGCGCUGCCACCCAGCGUCCAGGGAGCUUUUCACAGAGAGCCGUGCCGUGGGCCGACCUUGUUGAAUGGGGAGUCAUGACUGUGGCAAAGUGACACUCAGCUUGUCCAAUUGACAGCAAAAAUGGCUUUAAAUGGCACUGGACGGUUAAGGGAGGAAUAAUUUAUUGGCUGAUGACUUUUCACACUCCCAUCAUUUCUACAUCACCAACGUGAAACUCUGCUCUUCUGCCAUGACACUAUUGAUGGUUAGGGUUUGUAUGUGUAGGUAACACAAAGGCACCGCAGUGCUGAGGAACAUGAUCGCAAAGCUGCUCCUGAAUGGCAAACGGAGAUUAGUUUACUUUAGAACAGUAUGUUUGUAUGUUUAUGUAGAGUUGCAAUACUUCAGGGCAUGACUAUCAGGCUGAGUUUGUAGGUUCAAGUACUGAAAUCACAGCUUCAGAAAUGUACAAACCUGAAGAAGUUCAUAAGUUCAUGUCUUUUGUUGCAUUAUUCUGGAGCAAGUGGAACUUCAGUGCGACUACAUGGAUACAGGAGAUGCUGCCUUAUUCAGAAAGCUAGUGAUGGCAUGCCUCCCUGAAGCGGUAAAUGCUUCCAGUCAGUGUAAGUGAACAUUUCAGUAUGAUAAGAUCCUCUGUCUUGGUUAUUGUUGACUAUAUACAGCAUGGCUGUAAAAAUAACAUGAAAAUUAACUGUCUUCUUUCUGAUUUAACUUUUUUUUUUUUUUUUUUCCUUUUCUUAGCACCAUCUACUAUUUCUGUUCCAGGAGCCUCGUCAAUUCUGUACAUCCAGGGAAUUAGCAGAAUAAUGUUAAUGGUACCCAGGUUUCAACUGAGGAAAGGAAAUGAAAAGUCAGUAGUGCAUUACGUAAUGUAGUGCAUAUGUGUAAACCCUGUAUUUUACUGUAAGUCACACUGGCCUUGCUGAGUAAGCUGAUAUUAAGUGGUUGAACUAUAAAUAUUAGUAAAGUGCUGGUUAGACCACUAGAAUGUGGGGUCGGAACCUGGUUGGGGUGUAGCCAGAGCUCCUGUGAGCGAAGCAUUUCACCUUAGCUAACCCCAGUACAAACAGCUGCUGAAUGCUGUAUUCCUUAAGAUGCAAGGAUGUAAAUGUUUGAGGCUCAAGUGUUGACGGGGAUUGUGACAGAAAAGCCAUACUUUGUAUUAAGAAAAGUGGCAUAAACAAAGGGAGGGUGUGGGCUUCAACUUAAGCAGCUCUUGAGUCACACCUCAACGUACGGUGACAUUCCUUACUCUGAUUCUGUCAAUAAAGCAGUUAAAAGCUAAGAUGUCUUUCAUCAAUAACCCACAAAUGCACUUUUAUGAAUCACACGGACAAGUGAGGUGGCAUGGUGGUGCAGCAGGUAACAUAAGUGGAUGCGGAUUCGAUCCCUGCUCAUGUGUGGAGUUUGCAUGUUCUCCUCAUGCUUGUGUAGGUUUGCUAUCUGUACUUUCCAGCUUGCAUGUCUCUAAAUUCCCAGUAGUGUGAGUGAGUGUGUUACACAGCUGUUUUGUAUAAAUGGGCGAUGACAGUAGGGUGUUUAGUGCAGUGUGUCUCAAUACUGUAGGUCACUUGAGAUAAAGGUCUCAGGUAAACACUGGGCAGUAGUUGUACUUUGGAGAAAAGCAUCUGCUAAAUGAAUAAAUGUAAGUGCCAGUCCUGUGUAUCCCAUUAACCUGCUUCUCCUUGUGCUUUGACCUGCACUCUGUGUAGUCCUACUUCCCCUUGGUCGACAGAUACAGGCCAGGACCAUCCAGAAUGCUGAGCUGCAGAGAGUGCAGGCAUUGUUUUACAAUCCCAGGAGAAAUGCAAGUCAGAACAUUUGGCUUGCUGACACAUAGUCAGGCUGGGGCCUUUCUGGAGAAGUGGGUUACAGCUGCCUCUCAUAAACAGGCUUCCGCAGGAGAAUGUCGGGCAAAGCGCUUCCAACUGUAUCAACAAAGUCCCCCUUCGGUUAUUAGUCAGGAUCCAGGACAGGAAAAAGAGGCUCUGGGGUUGGAAGGGCUGG
Messenger RNA from Scleropages formosus (Asian bonytongue), 3569 nucleotides. RefSeq names its product chromosome 24 C10orf88 homolog (gene c24h10orf88). Lineage: Eukaryota; Metazoa; Chordata; Actinopteri; Osteoglossiformes; Osteoglossidae. The coding region runs from base 384 to 1640 and encodes 418 amino acids. The transcript has 6 exons. The record is from RefSeq and is a predicted model, not a curated record.